Messenger RNA from Juglans regia (Persian walnut), 1694 nucleotides. Its product is annotated as receptor-like protein 53. The record is from RefSeq and is a predicted model, not a curated record. The transcript has 2 exons. Lineage: Eukaryota; Viridiplantae; Streptophyta; Magnoliopsida; Fagales; Juglandaceae. Bases 182 to 1540 code for a protein of 452 amino acids. Gene Ontology annotation, molecular function: protein binding.
UACUCAAUUCUUCUUAGCCACCAUAACUAUCAGCAGCUCCUCAAUCAUUCGGCCAACACAUACGGGCAACAGGCUCAAAAGCUCAAGUUCAUCGGUCUCUUUAUACUCUCCCAAAUCAUUCGUUUCAUUGAUUCUUCAAUUUAUUUCUGUUUUUGGAUGUCUCUUGGUAUAGCCUCCAAUUAUGAGAAUUUCAUUUUGUUCAUCGUUGUUAGUCUUGAUGGGCAUAUGUUCACUUUUACUCCAAUAUUCUAUCUCUGUGGCAUCUGGUCAACAUUUUGGCGAUCAGCAGUCCUCGAUGCUCCAGUUUAAGGACAGCCUCAAGUUCGACACUGAUCGAUCAACAAAAUUGGCACACUGGAAUCCAAGUGUCGACUGCUGUUUGUGGGAAGGGGUAUCCUGCGACAAAGGGCUUGUUAUCGGCCUCGACCUGAGCAAUGAAUCCAUCUCAGACAGUUGUUCUUUGCAGACUUUGGAUCUCGAUGGAAACCAACUACAAGGAGAACUACCAAAAUCCCUGACCAAGUGCGCAGCACAGUUGGAGGUCCUGGACAUUGGGAACAACCAGAUCCAGGAUGCCUUCCCAUGUUAUUUGAAGAACAUACACACGUUGCGAGUCCUGAUUUUGCGAUCUAACCAAUUUUAUGGGCCUAUCAAUUGUUUAGACGCUAAUGCCACCUGGUCCAUGCUUCAAAUUUUGGAUCUGGCCUCUAACGAAUUUGUUGGCAAGUUUCCGAUACAUUACUUUCCUAACUGGAAGGCAAUGAUAGAAACUGAAAAUAAGACCCAGUCUCAGCUCAAACACCUCCAAUAUGAAGUUCUUCCUUUCGGUGUCUACUAUCAGAAUAUGGUAACAGUUACUACCAAAAGUCUACAACUGGAGCUGGUGAAGAUCCUAACUAUCUUUACCUCCCUCGACUUUUCAAGCAACAAUUUUGACGAGCCUAUACCAGGAGAAUUAGGAGAAUUCACAGCCCUAUAUACCCUCAACUUGUCUCACAAUGCCUUUACUGGAAAAAUCCCACAAGCUUUAGGCAAGUUGAGUCAUCUUGAGUCAUUAGAUUUGUCAAGCAAUAAGCUUACAGGAGAGAUUCCUCUUCAACUCGCUGAUGGUCUUAUUUUCCUAUCAACCCUUAACCUUUCAUUCAAUCAAUUGGUGGGAAGGAUUCCACAGAUCAAGCAAUUUACUACAUUGCCAGAAAAUUCCUUUAAAGGAAAUAUAGGAUUAUGUGGCUCGCCUUUGAAAGAAAAAUGCACUGAAUCGGUACCGUCCUCUCCCACAUCUGAAGAAUCUCAUUCAAAUUCUGGGAAUGCAAUUGAUUGGAACUUCUUAAGUGCUGAAUUGGGAUUUGUUUCCGGCUUUGGGAUUCUUGUUGGGCCUCUCAUAUUUUGGAAGAGGUGGAGGAUAUUCUACUACAAUUGUCUUGACGACAUCUUUUUCAAGAUGUGUCCUCGGCUAUACAUCAGAAUAGAAAAUCGUGGAAGGCGAGCACGCAGGAAUAGAGGACGGCAACCACAGAGGAAUCAAGGCCGGAGGCGUUAGUGAUAGAUAUGAGGAUCGAGUAAUGUUGUCAGGUUGUACUCCAAUUGUUUUAUGGUUUCAAUAUAUGUAAAGCAAAUGCAAUUGAAUGUGAACGUUGUCCUAAGUAAAUCUUUUUUUUUUUGUUUUUUAAUUAUCAUCAAGCAACAUUAUUGAA